AUCAUUUUUUUCCCAAAUAAAUCAUAAGACUCAUCAAAUUUGUAUGUUUUUUGUUUCUUAAAUUCAUUUCUGAUCAAACAGAGUGAAAGCAGAAGGGGGGGGGGAUGGGAGAUCAAUCAGCCAGAGGAGAAGAAUUCGAGAAAAACGCAGAGAAAAAGCUAAACAGCUGGGGCUUUUUUGGCUCCAAAUAUGAAGAUGCCGCCGAUCUCUUUGAGAAAGCUGCCAAUUUCUUCAAGCUCGCCAAAUCUUGGGACAGAGCUGGAUCAAUUUAUGUUAAGUUAGCAAAUUGUCAUUUGAAAUUAGAAAGCCACCAUGAAGCUGCUCAAGCGUAUGUUAGUGCUGCUCAUUGCUAUAAGAAAACAUCGCCAAAGGAGGCUAUAUCGUGCUUGCAGCAGGCAGUGAACAUGUUUUGUGAUAUUGGAAGGCUCAGUAUGGCUGCAAGGUAUUAUAAGGAAAUUGCCGAAUUAUAUGAAUCUGAACAAAACAUUGAACAGGCCAUGGAUUAUUAUGAAAAGGCUGCAGAUUUCUUCCUAAGUGAAGAAGUAUCUACUUCUGCCAAUCAGUGCAAGCAGAAAGUUGCACAAUUUGCUGCUCAGAUAGAACAAUACCAGAAAGCCAUCGAGAUCUAUGAAGAGAUAGCACGGCAGUCGGUUACCAAUAACUUGCUGAAGUAUGGAGUUAAAGGACAUCUUCUUAAUGCCGGCAUUUGUCAACUCUGCAAAGGCGAUGUUGUUGCAAUCACCAAUGCGUUAGAGCGAUAUCAGGAUCUGGAUCCAACUUUUUCUGAAACACGAGAGUGUAGAUUAUUAGCUGAUAUUGCUUCUGCUAUGGACGAGGAAGAUGUCACAAGGUUUACCGAUGCUCUCAAGGAAUUUGACAGCAUGACCCCGUUGGAUUCUUGGAGGACAACCCUUUUACUUCGGGUGAAGGAAAAGCUGAAAGCUAAAGAACUGGAGGAAGAUGAUCUUACCUGAAUUAGCUUCACGUCAUGACCGCCCUGCUUUUACCGGUAUUUUAACGGUGAUUACUUCGUAUUAAACCUGCGCCUGGUUAUACUGUUAUACUUGCUUAGAACUAUUGGUUUAGGAGAUUUUAUUUGUUUCGAUUUGAAUUUGAGACACGGUGCUGGUUAUUGGGUACAAAAUAUGUUUGUAACUGAAAUACAUAUGUUUCUAAAUAAAGUUGAAAUAAUUGAAUUCAA
Messenger RNA from Hibiscus syriacus, 1201 nucleotides. Its product is annotated as alpha-soluble NSF attachment protein 2-like. Gene Ontology annotation, molecular function: soluble NSF attachment protein activity; syntaxin binding. Gene Ontology annotation, cellular component: SNARE complex; vacuolar membrane. Bases 105 to 974 code for a protein of 289 amino acids. The record is from RefSeq and is a predicted model, not a curated record. The transcript is spliced from 9 exons. NCBI's taxonomy places the organism in Eukaryota, Viridiplantae, Streptophyta, Magnoliopsida, Malvales, Malvaceae. Gene Ontology annotation, biological process: intracellular protein transport; SNARE complex disassembly.